GCAAGACUGUUUCUCGGCCUUGAAACUGUAACCGAAUCAGCAGUCAUUUUCAUAUGUCUCGCAUCACAGACUUUAAGGUUGAUUGGCUUUAGCAUAAUAAUCUUAUAGCGCUUUUAAACGCAGUGGCAUUUUUUUUAAAUCCACAAAUUCGUAAAAAAACAUUGAUAGUAGAGAACGCUUUUGAGAUAAGAACAUGCCUGUAUCCAUAAUUGAAGAAAGAAAACGAGAGGGAAUUUCUGAUCUUAAGGAAAAAGCAAAAUGGAAAGUGUUAAAGGCAAGAGAAGAGAAACGUGCACCCAUCUGGAAUAAGAAAGUACCAGACACAGAAAUUGAACAUUUCGCAAAAAUCAUCGAAGCUAAAUAUGAAGUUGAACUGAAUUGCUAUUGGGAUCUGCAUGAAUGGUCAAUAAAUCAUAUAUCUGAAUUUUGGGAAGAAGUCUGGCUGUAUUUUGGAAUAGUUUCUUCAAAACCUUUUGAUCAGGCUUUUGUAAAAACUGGACCAGGAUUUUUGGACAACGAAUGGUUCUCUGGUGCUGAAUUUAACUAUGCUGAAAACCUACUCAGAAUCAGAGAUAAUCGCAUUGCUAUUAUGUUCGCAGAUGAGCAUGGAAAUUUCGAAACAGUUACAUUUGCUGAAAUGUUUGAAGAAGUAAAAUUAUAUGCUGCUGCAUUUCGAAAAAAUGGUCUUCAAAAAGGUGAUAGAGUGGCAUGUUACAUGUCCAAUUUAAAGGAAGCCGUGUAUGCCAUGUUAGCAGCUGUAAGCAUUGGUGCAAUAUGGGGAGGUCCACAACCAUAUUACGGUGCACGGGCCUCGGCUAAGAUUGUUGAGAGAAUGGAGCCAAAGUUUUUGAUCGCAGUUGAUCAGCACAGUGAAAGUGGUGAUGUGUUCAACAUGCUAAAAAACCUUCCAACAAUUGUUGACAGUACGCCUUCCUUGGAGAAAGUUAUUAUUGUUCCAACCAAAAAAGAAACUUUGUCUAAAGAUUUAUCUAACAUUCGGAAUAGUUGCUUCCUAGAAGACUUUUUGAAUGAAGGUAGGUUGCCAGAUGGAUCUGUUCCUGACAUAGUGUUCGAACAACUACCACCCACUCACCCAGUGUCUAUCUCGUUCUCCUCAGGAACGACUGGACUACCAAAAGGACCAGUCCACUCUGCCUGUGUAAGAAAUACUUUUCAUUUCUCCAAUUCCGAUGCAAAAUUUGAGCAUUUGAAAAUGAUAGCAAUGGGAGGAAGUCCAGUAAAACCUGAAAACUUUGAAUACAUCCGACGCAUUGUGGGAAAAAAUACUUUUAUUGGCAGUAUGUAUGGAGCUACGGAAACGAGUGGUACAUUUUCAGGAUUUUCUCUUAACUUGCCGACGUAUCCAGGAGAAGUUCAAGUUCCAGCAUUAGGAAAAGAUAUACAAUGCCUCAAUGAAGAAGGAGAACCUGUGAUUGGUCAGAGAGGAGAAAUGGUUGUAAGGUCACCUAAUCCAUCAUUCCCAGCUUAUCUCUGGAAAGAUGAUGAUAAGAAAGUAUUGAACUCUAACUACUUUUCAAAAUAUCCUGGAGUCUGGUGUCAAAAUGACGUAUGUUUAGUUAAUCCUGUUACUAAGGGAAUCGUUGUGAUUGGCAGAAGUGAUGAUACAAUUACUCAAUAUGGUGAUCGCUUUGGAUCUGGAGAUAUUUAUUUCGCUAUUCAUGAUAUGGAGGAGAUUCAAGAUUAUAUUUGCGUGGGCCAAACUAGAUAUGACGGAGAAAUGCGGGCUGUUCUCUUCAUCAAAAUGAAACAGGGUUAUAAGUUCGAUUCAGAUAUGAAAGAAAAAAUAACUCAACGAAUAACGAAAGAGUUAUGGAUGGAUUGUGUUCCGGAUGUUAUUUUGGAAAUCCAGGAUAUUCCGUACAACCUGAACAACAAAAGGAUGGAGAAUGUGGUGAGGAAGAUAGUGGCAACAAAUCAAAUUCCAGAAGUUUCAAACAUUAAGAAUCCAGAAAGUCUCAAGUACUUUUGUAAUAUCCCUCAAUUGAUGAACUAUGGCAAAAUCUAAACUUUUAUGAUGAUCUGAUGGCAUUAUUUUUCUUUUAUCUUAUUUUUCUUUGUAUAUAUAUCACUAUUUAUUUUUCUUUUAAAAAUGAAACAUUUUGUACGUUUGGGUUGUAGAUCUAGCACAUAAUAAUGUGAUUUUUUUAUUUAUACAAUAUUAUUUUGCACAAAUUUUUAAAUAAAUACAAGUUAAUAAAAUGA
Molecule: messenger RNA, 2223 nt
Organism: Parasteatoda tepidariorum (common house spider)
Lineage: Eukaryota; Metazoa; Arthropoda; Arachnida; Araneae; Theridiidae
Source: RefSeq, a predicted model, not a curated record